GAAGCUCGCCCCCCCUUCCCUGGACCCCAUUUCCGGUCCCAUCCCAGAGCUCGGGCAACAUCCCAACGGACACUUCCCUGAGGUCUUCCAGCCGCCACUGGUUCUGCCUCCUGCCUCCCUCGCCACUCAGGCUGGGAAAUCUCCGAGGCCGCCACCGCCCUCGGCCCCGCCGCUGCCUGCUCCGCGGCCCUCGCUUCCGCGCCGUCCUUGCCUUCGCCUCGGUGCCCGGGCCGCCAGCCAUGGCCACCGCGCCGCUCUCCCAAGUGCGCCAGAACUACCACCCCGACUGCGAGGCCGCCAUCAACAGCCAGAUCAACCUGGAGCUCUACGCCUCCUGCGUGUACCUGUCCAUGGCCUGCUACUUCGACCGCGACGACGUGGCCUUGAAGAACUUCGCCCAGUUCUUCCUGCGCCAGGCCCGCGAGGAGACCGAGCACGCCGAGAAGCUGAUGCAGCUGCAGAACCAGCGCGGCGGCCGCCUCCGCCUGCGCGACGUCAAGAAGCCGGACCGCGACGACUGGGAGAGCGGCCUGAGGGCCAUGGAGUGCGCCCUGCACCUGGAGAAGAGCGUGAACCAGUGCCUGCUCGACCUGCACCAGCUGGCCGCCGCCAAGAACGACGCCCACCUGUGCGACUUCCUGGAGCGCCACUACCUGCACGAGCAAGUCAAGUCCAUCAAAGAGCUGGGGGGCUAUGUCACCAGCCUGCGCAGGAUGCGGGCUCCCGAAGACGGCAUGGCGGAGUACCUCUUUGACAAGCUCACCCUGGGCGACGGCGACGAAAAGAACUGAGGUGGGACUGUUCCCCUAUAGCCCAGGGUGCGUGGCGACUUUCCCUGAUCACCAUGCCGAGCACGCAUACUGCAGCAUCGCCUUUGCGAAACGUUCCAGUUUUUUUCUUCCAGUUC
Mirounga angustirostris (Northern elephant seal) is the source of this 907-nucleotide messenger RNA. RefSeq names its product ferritin heavy chain-like. The transcript has a single exon. The record is from RefSeq and is a predicted model, not a curated record. Gene Ontology annotation, biological process: intracellular iron ion homeostasis; iron ion transport. Gene Ontology annotation, molecular function: ferrous iron binding; ferric iron binding. The coding region runs from base 240 to 791 and encodes 183 amino acids. Gene Ontology annotation, cellular component: cytoplasm. NCBI's taxonomy places the organism in Eukaryota, Metazoa, Chordata, Mammalia, Carnivora, Phocidae.